AGAGGAGCUUUCGUAGUCGGCAUCGGCCACUCGCGACGUAAACUCUCCCUCCCAAGUCUCUGUGCCACGUGCUCGCGAAAUCCGCAAGUCCUCCGAUAAAUUUGUUAAUAUUCGCGGUAAUUAAUUAAUUAAAAUUAUUUUUUGUGGUAAAAAUGUGUAAAUUGUGAGCUUAAAUAAUUUUAAUGAGUGCUGUUUAAUUUUUUAAGUGAUUUUUAAUUAAUUAUUUGUGGUUUUAUUUUAAUUAAUUAAUUAAUUAAUUAGUUAAGAAAUAAUGAUGAUAAAAAAUGAAGAUUUAGUGAAUACAAUUUAGAAGAACAAAGCGGAUUUAAUGCGUUGAAUAGAAGUGUGUCAUUAACAAGUUAAUGGAUCAUUACAAACGAGAAUUAGUGUUGAGCUUAAUCCACCUGGGGUGUGUUUCAGCGGUGAAUUGGGGAGUUAGCUGGCCUACUGUGCUACACUACAGCUCGGUACCUACACCGAUAAUCGAGGGACACGUUUAAUCAAAUUGACACGAGCAAACUCUUUCAUCAAACUGAGAACAAAUUCAGGCCAUUUCACCAAUAACUGUUAUUGAAUUACCGGGACCAUCGCAUCUUAUUAAAAGCGCCUACAGCCUACUGUUAUCUGCCGAACUGUGAUGGGACCAAGUGUUGGAGGCCCAAAGUCCGGCACCCCUUCGCGCCGAGCAGACUGUGAAAUCAUUGACGUUUAUGAUUGAGGCGAGGAAAGUUGUAACUAGACCGAAAUUGCCGGAUCGUGAUAAAUUCUGCCGACGAAGGAGGGAUUCAUUGGAGCGACACCACGCGGAAGGAAGAUACCCUGGAACCUCCGGCGAUGGAUUUGGUUCUGCUCUUACUUUUGCUCCUGCUCAGGCGAGAGGUUAUCGCUCUGAGGCUUCUCUCGGUAAACGUGCCGCCCUACAAGUUCAAAGACGAGACUGCGCAUCUAAUAUGCCGGUACGAUUUGGAAACAGAAAAACUCUAUUCGGUGCUUUGGUACAAAGACAAUGAAGAGUUUUAUAAGUAUGUUAAUACGGAUAAAAGCCAACACAUUUAUCAAGUCGAUGGAAUCAAAGUUGACCAUCGGAAUUCAGAUGGGCAGCGCGUGAUCCUCCAGCGGGUGAACUUGGACACCACUGGCGUGUAUAAAUGCGAGGUGAGCGCGGAGGCUCCACACUUUGCAUCAACUUACGGCGAGGCGUAUAUGGAGGUAGUCGUUAUGCCAUCCAAUACACCAAAGAUCACCGGAAAGGAGGCGUUUUAUGCCAGCGGUGACAUUUUGUCACUCAAUUGCACCAGCGAGAAGUCCCAUCCUCCCGCUAAAAUCACGUGGUACAUCAACAAUGUUGAGGUCGAAGCCGACUCCACGAGGACAAUAAUUCAUCGAGAUCGAUUAGUGACAACGAUAUCGACUCUACGCCUUGAAUUAGGCCCGCACCAUCUCUCGAGCGGGGAGAGUAAAGUAAAAUGCAAAUCCAGGGUAGAAACGAGUGAUAGAGCCCGCGAAGCCUUGGUGGAUGAUCGCAUCACCGAAGUAGCAGUCCGUGGGAGCGGAAAUUUUAUCAGGCCGUGUCUGUCGCUGGUGUUGGUAGCAGUGAUGGUAUUACUGGAUCGGAUAGUGAGGAUGGAUUGAAAGCACUUGGUAAGUACGGCGAAAGGUUUCAGAUUGUUCUGUAAGCCUCGAAGCAACAAAGGGCUGUGAACAUUGGGAUAAAGCUGAAGGAGUAUGUGAAUGCGUGUAACACGUACAAUGCCGAGUAGAAGGAGGGAUCUGAGAUAGAGCAGUAGCCCCAUGCCAGUAGAGUGUGCGAGGAUAAAUAUAAAGUUUCCGCUAUAGUUAACUAUAAA
This is a messenger RNA of Cotesia glomerata, 1847 nucleotides long. RefSeq lists its product as uncharacterized. Lineage: Eukaryota; Metazoa; Arthropoda; Insecta; Hymenoptera; Braconidae. The transcript is spliced from 9 exons. The record is from RefSeq and is a predicted model, not a curated record. The coding region runs from base 835 to 1632 and encodes 265 amino acids.